AUAAUACUCUCUCUGAUAUAAAUAUUAAAAUAACUAUCUAUGAUCAAAAAAAUAGUGAAGCUGUACAGAUUCGUUUUACUAGUAAAUGUUUAUGUUUUAUAUUUAAAUUAGCAGAUAAUUAUGCCAAAAGUCUAGAAUAUAAAAUAAAAGUGCUGUCUAUUCCUGAAGACAAAUAUCUUAAAGAUGUUAUUACUUCACUCUACAAAUAUAUUCGUGUUCAAAAUUAUGAAAUUAUUAAUAGAAU
Messenger RNA from Racocetra persica, 244 nucleotides. The record is from the annotation of a GenBank genome assembly. NCBI's taxonomy places the organism in Eukaryota, Fungi, Glomeromycota, Glomeromycetes, Diversisporales, Gigasporaceae.